AUGAAUGUGAUAGGUGAACCUAUCGAUGAAUUGGGUCCUAUUGAGUGCAAUACCAGAUGGCCUAUUCAUAGACCAGCUCCUACGUUCUCUGAGAUGGAUACUGUUGCUAGACAGUUGUAUACAGGUAUUAAGGUUGUAGACCUGUUAGCACCAUACACCAAGGGUGGUAAGAUUGGUCUCUUUGGUGGUGCUGGUGUUGGUAAGACAGUUGUUAUUAUGGAGCUUAUCAAUAAUAUUGCUAUGAAGCAUGGUGGUUUCUCUGUCUUUGCUGGUGUUGGUGAGCGUACUCGUGAAGGUAAUGAUUUGUAUCAUGAGAUGAUUGCUGGUGGUGUUAUUAAGAAGGAUAAGGCACCAGGCAGCAAGGCUGCUUUGGUCUAUGGCCAGAUGAAUGAGCCCCCAGGAGCUCGUGCUCGUGUUGGCCUUACUGGUCUUACUGUUGCUGAGUACUUCCGUGAUGAGGAGGGUCAAGAUGUAUUACUCUUCAUUGAUAACAUUUUCCGAUUCACCCAAGCUUGUUCAGAGGUGUCAGCUCUAUUGGGGCGUAUCCCAUCUGCUGUGGGAUAUCAGCCUACUCUAGCUACAGAUCUUGGUGCCUUACAGGAGCGUAUUACCACUACUAAGAAUGGUUCUAUUACUUCUGUACAGGCUGUUUAUGUACCAGCUGAUGAUCUCACUGAUCCAGCACCAGCUACUACCUUUGCACAUCUAGAUGCUAAUACUGUAUUAAGUCGUCAUAUUGCUGAACUUGGUAUUUAUCCUGCUGUUGAUCCACUGGAUUCUACCAGUCGUAUGCUUGACCCUUCCAUUGUUGGACAAGAACAUUAUGAUGUUGCUCGUGCAGUCCAGAAGGUCCUCCAAGAUUACAAGUCCUUGCAGGAUAUCAUAGCCAUUCUAGGUAUGGAUGAGCUCUCGGAAGAUGAUAAACUUACUGUAUCCCGUGCAAGGAAGAUGCAGAAGUUCCUCUCACAGCCCUUCUUCGUCGCUGAGAACUUUACUGGUCUCCCUGGACGUUAUGUUGACUUACCAGAUACCAUUUCAGCUUUUCAAUCCAUUCUGAGAGGAGAUUGUGAUGAUAUUCCUGAGGCAGCAUUCUUCCUUGUUGGUGAUCUUAACGAUGCUAAGGAGAAGUCAUUGAAGUUGGCAACAUCAGCUACUACUGGUUAG
This is a messenger RNA of Perkinsus marinus ATCC 50983, 1164 nucleotides long. RefSeq lists its product as hypothetical. NCBI's taxonomy places the organism in Eukaryota, Perkinsozoa, Perkinsida, Perkinsidae. Gene Ontology annotation, biological process: proton motive force-driven mitochondrial ATP synthesis. Bases 1 to 1164 code for a protein of 387 amino acids. Gene Ontology annotation, molecular function: ATP binding; proton-transporting ATP synthase activity, rotational mechanism; ATP hydrolysis activity. The transcript is spliced from 10 exons. The record is from RefSeq and is a predicted model, not a curated record.